Didymodactylos carnosus is the source of this 621-nucleotide messenger RNA. The record is from the annotation of a GenBank genome assembly. NCBI's taxonomy places the organism in Eukaryota, Metazoa, Rotifera, Eurotatoria, Philodinida, Philodinidae.
AUGAAGAAAUGGUUUUGGGAGACUCGGAAGGUGAUAGGCGUGGACGAUUUUGGAACUGGUCAAAGCGCAAUUGCAACAACAGGUGUGGCGUUCUGUAUUGCAAUUGGUCUGUUUUAUCUUACAAAAAAUGAAACAAAAAUAUAUUUAAAACAUAUUUCAUCUGUUUAUCUACCCGCUCCACCUAAUAUUACCAAAAAAACCAGAAAAACGAUAGAGGACAUCAUCAGUGAAAUAAUUAACACGGAAACCAGCGUAAUAUUCGAACAUGUUGUAUUUGCUGGUGGUCUCAAUUCGAAUGAUAACAAGGCCAUUGAAGCCAGAUUGCUCUCGAUGAUGGGCAAUUUAACAAUUAAACUUACGCGAAAUGGUGUAACAUCGAUCAUGUUACGUGAUUUUCUUGAUGCAAUCAAAUUUAUUGAAGUGAAUAUGAAUAUUUGGCCUUCCCUCUAUCUGAGUGGCGUCGAACGUUGUGUUAGUGGAGUAUCGUUAUUGUGUUGCAAACAAUAUGAAGAAGAUAGAAUUUAUAUCGCUCAUUACGCAGUUUAUAAUUCAUCCGUUGUGAUUGAAGCUGAUCGCUGUGUCAUGCAAUUAUCAAAACUUGAUCCAUUUACAAGACACUAG